Messenger RNA from Penicillium coprophilum, 555 nucleotides. RefSeq lists its product as uncharacterized. The coding region runs from base 1 to 555 and encodes 184 amino acids. Lineage: Eukaryota; Fungi; Ascomycota; Eurotiomycetes; Eurotiales; Aspergillaceae. The transcript is spliced from 3 exons. The record is from RefSeq and is a predicted model, not a curated record.
AUGGCUGCAGUAAGAUUACGAAAGGCUUUUCGAUACCCCGAGGAAUCAGAUGGGGAGCGAGAGGAGUUGGAUGAAGAAGAACAAGAACGGGUCAUCGAGCAGUUGCAGAGCCAGAACGAUGCCCGCAAUGCUCAGUACAGUAUGAUUUUUACUGCUAUUCCACUGCUGGCUGCAACAUUAUUUGUGCCUUCGGUGCUGUCAGCCUCCAGUCAGUCUGAACGAUUGUUCUCGCUUCUUAGCCUUGUCUCGUUGUUGACAACAGCCUAUAUCAUGAAAUGCUCUCCUCUCCAGCCUGACCACAAAGGCAAGAAGCCUGUGACUUUCCAUACCGAACGUAUUGCUCGGAUCCAUGCGGCUCUAGUACCUGGCACCAGUGCAGUUUGCUUGUUGUUGGCUUUGGUCUAUCUUUCUACAGGAUCAUCUUAUGAGAUCCGGCCAGUGCUAUACUUGAUUCCUGGAGUCAUGCUUGUAGUGAUCCUACUUGCUCAAAAGGUCAUGCUCUCUGUUGACCUUGCAUCCCUCAAGGAUCUACAAUACCAGUACAAAGGUGCCUAA